AUGGCAGCUCAACGAUAUCAACAGGAAUUACUUUCCACCUAUAUCGAGAAUAUAGGUAAGCUUUUGGAAACAGUAAAUGGUACACUAGCAUCAAGUCAUAUCAUUUCUGCAUUGGUUCGUGCAAAAACAUUCGAUGCAAUAGGACAACUUGAUAGUCUACGUAUGACACGUAUCAUUCGUUUUCUCUAUGAAGCUGGACAGUUAAGUAACACAAAUCAAAUAAUUCCAAAUAUUCCAGCCAAUUCCCGAUGGGAACAGAACGGCGUGACUAUGGCUGGAGGCAAUGGACCAGGCAGUGCCACCAAUCAACUCGACUGUCCUUAUGGUAUCUUCAUUGAUGAUGAUCAAACGAUGGUCAUUGCUGACUGCUACAAUCAUCGUAUCAUUCAAUGGAAGAUGGGUGAUACGAAUGGACAAGUAGUAGCUGGUGGCAAUGGCGAAGGAAAUCGAUUGGAUCAAUUGCAUUCUCCAAGCGAUGUGUUGAUCGACAAAGAGACGGAUAGUCUCAUUAUUUGUGAUCGAGGGAAUGAACGAGUCGUACGAUGGCCUCGUCGUAGUGGCACAACUCAAGGAGAAACCCUCAUCGACAACAUCAAGUGUUGGGGAUUGGCCAUGGAUACUCAGAGACAUCUUUACAUCUCUGACUUCGAAAAAUAUGAAGUAAGACGAUAUCAAACAGGAGACAAGAAAGGAACUAUCGUGGCUGGUGGUAAUGGUAAAGGUGAUGGUUUCAAUCAACUCAACGCUUCGACCUACGUCUUUGUCGAUCGAGAACAGACUGUUUAUGUGUCAGACUGUGACAAUCAUCGUGUGAUGAAAUGGAAUAAACAUGCAAAAGAAGAAAUUGUCGUUGCUGGGGGUCAAGGCACAGGGAAUGAUCUGACACAAUUGUGGAAUCCUAAGGAACUGUUCGUCGAUACAUUGGGUACUCUCAAUGUGGCAGACUCGUUGAAUGAUCGAGUGAUGCGUUGGCCUAAAGGAGCGAAACAGGGCACUGUUAUUGUAGGUGGAAAUGACAAAUCAAAAUAA
Messenger RNA from Rotaria sordida, 1029 nucleotides. NCBI's taxonomy places the organism in Eukaryota, Metazoa, Rotifera, Eurotatoria, Philodinida, Philodinidae. The record is from the annotation of a GenBank genome assembly.